Molecule: messenger RNA, 2366 nt
Organism: Vitrella brassicaformis
Lineage: Eukaryota; Vitrellaceae
Source: the annotation of a GenBank genome assembly
AUGGGCGCCGAGCGCUUCAUCCACAGCCUGAAGGCCGCUGGGUGCGACACUGUAGGCGGGCUGGUCCAGCUGAUGUGUGACAGGCGCACACAGAGGGCCAUCGCGGGGCGGAAUCGAAUGUCGGCAUUCGAGGCCAUCAAGGCGAUCUUCACGGAGCGGAGCAGACCAUCCCCACCACCCGUGGUAUAAGCUGCCCCUCCAUACCUGUCUGCAUCAAUCUCAUCGGCUUUGUGCGUUUGUGUGCCAGUCUCGCAGCUCAUUGCCUCCAUCCCACAUGCAGCACUACUCGCCCCAGUUCGCAUUGACCGACGCGCCUGCAACGCCACCCACGACACGUCAAGACGGCCAGCGCAACGUGGUGAGCCGUCAGCCAAAGCUGAGGUCCUGUGGUCAUGCCUGUCUGUUUGUGCCCGCCAUGUGUUGCCGUGGCUGUGUUGUCUGCAGGGUGGUUCGUCAUCGUCAGGGCGGUCCCGCGGCCACCACUCGCCCGACCACCACGCUCACCACCGCGGCUCCCAUGACAGAGAGCACAGCCACGAGAGAAAGCCAAGUUAUGACCCCAAGCCCUUGGGCUGCCGUGUCAAGGGCUGCACUCAUCCCAACUGCCGGAAGACGGGCAAGCACUACUGCAAAACCUGCGGCGACACGGUACUGUGCCGACAAGAACCAAGGCCGAUGAUGCGACGCGACACCAGUAUCGCCUCUCUGUGUGUUUGUCUGUGUGCAGGACUCUGAUCACUAUUCGUCUGCAUGCCCCAAGCUGCGGAAGGCCUCGUCGAGUCGGGUGCGGUCGGCCGCUGACUCGGGUGGAAGUGAUGAUGACGGCAACGAAUCGGACGAUAGCACAGUGCAAAGGGAUGGGAAGGGGAGGCCGCAUUGCUUCCUACGCACUCAUGGUUAGUGCUGUUGUCUGUUGUGUGUUGCUGUCAGGCUGCAUCGUCCCGCAGGUCUCGUCGGUCGUCUGGCUGCUCGUCUGGCUCCCCGGGUGGCGCCAACCCGAUGAUGCAGCCCAUGAUGCAGGUUCGCUCAUGCGCAUGCACUCAGUGGAUGCGAAGGCUGGCCGAUGGUGUGUUCUUUGGCAUUGUGUGGCGCAGCUCCUCAUGUCAAUGAUGCAGCAGCCGCCUCCGCCACCCCCUGCGCCCGCCACAGGAGCUGGCCAGCAGGACACCGACCAGACGGCCAAUCAGAACACCAAUCAGCAGACCAACCAGAACGCCAAUGCAGCCCUGGUGGGCACACGCCACUGCAAGCACCUCCGCCGCCUCUCACCGUGUAUUUGUAUGUCCCCUUCAGGCCGCCCCUGUGUGUGACCCGCGUGUGCUGGCUACAGCCAUGCUCUUCAACAACCUCUUCAUAUCGGGUCAGCAGCAGCAGCAGGGCGGUGACUCGCCUCGCCACCGCCGCCGCUCCCCGUCCCCCCGUCGCCCGUCGUGCGGCGUCCGAGGCUGCCGCAUCGACCACUCCCAACACAAGUGCCGACGGUGCGGCAAGAUCAACGACCAUUUGACCAGGGACUGCACAGUGCAAUGUCGUGUGCCCGGCUGCAAGAAAGCGCACAAUCACUACUGCCGUCUGUGUGGAGACAAGGACAGCGACCACUGGGCCAGCGAAUGCCCCAAGGGCAUCACACUUUACCACCAGACAUCCAUAGCGGCAGGUCAGGCGAUCGCGUCGGGCCGCAACAUGCAGCCGGGCACUGGUGGUCUCGUUGGUGGCGGCAUCUAUUUGUAAGCACAUGGCACAUCAUGGCGUGAAUGUGCUGUCUCUGCAUGUACGUGCGCGUGUGUGUGUCUCGUCAGUGCGGCGACCGAGCAAGAGACCAACAGAAAGGCCCACCACCGCGGCUGCAUGAUCGAGGCCAGAGUGUACCUGGGAAAGAUCAAGCAGAUCACCAAGACCCAGAUCUUCAACUACACCCACCAGAGCCUGCAGCAAGAGGGCUACGACUCGAUACACGUGACGCCCAUGGUGACGGGGGAUGAGUACAUCGUCUUCAACCGGGCGCAGGUUAAGCUGAGGAAGGUGUGGGACAUGGCGACCAAAGCAGAGAUUCCCAUCAAGCAUCAUGAUCUGUCACAGUGAGACCGGCAUGUGUGAUAAGACACAUUGAUGUGUGUAAGCUCUUUCCACGUGUUGUGUUGAGUGACUACGUGGUUAGUGAUGUAUAAGAAGUGAUAUCUCGGUCGAGGUAGGUUUCGUGUGCUGGCUUUCCUUUUUGUCGGCUGCUGCCUUGGCCAACCGAAAGGUCGGCCCUGUAAUGUGGUGUUGGUGGAGUGGGGGAGCUGACCGCAUCGCUGUCAUGCGCAUGAAUGCACUCUGUCUCUGUGCUACCGGCCUUGUGAUGACUUGGUGCUACUAACCCUCUU